Sphenostylis stenocarpa is the source of this 1674-nucleotide messenger RNA. The record is from the annotation of a GenBank genome assembly. NCBI's taxonomy places the organism in Eukaryota, Viridiplantae, Streptophyta, Magnoliopsida, Fabales, Fabaceae.
AUGUUGUUUUUAACAGCUUUUGAGGCAUUUUUGUCUGGUUCAUGGAAAGCUGUGGAGCUCAUAAAGAUUGAGUCAGGAACUGCAAGUCUGCUUUCGAUAGAUAAUCACUACAUGGAGAAAGACCUUUUUUCUGAUAUUCGAAUAAGGUCAAGGAAAGCCACUUUAUCAGAUUGCAUCAACUUUUUACGACCUGGGAUUGACAUAUGUGUUCUCUCAUCCUCUAAGAGUGGUGAUUCUAAUUCAGAUGGAUUUAGUGCUAAGCAUGUGUGGGUGGACGCAAAAAUAAAUUCUAUACAGAGAAAACCCCACAAUUCAGAGUGUUCAUGUCAGUACCAUGUAAACUUCUAUGUUAAUCAAGGAUCACUUGGUACAGAGAUAAAAACUCUUCUUAAGGAGGUUAAGAUAAUUGGAAUAAAUGAAAUCGCCAUCCUCCAAAAGCUUGAACGUACUAGUUGUGAAGACCAACACUAUAGAUGGGAAUCAUCCGAAGAUUGCUCCAGAUUACCACAUUCUAAAUUGAUGUUAGGAAAAUUUUUAUCUGAUCUUUCAUGGUUAGUUGUUACAUCUGUUUUAAAGAAGGUUUCAUUUUGUGCAAGAUCUGUGAAAAAUAAGAUUGUGUAUCAAAUUUUAGGGACUGGUGUCGCCAACUCUUCAUUAAACAUGCAUUCUUCUAUAAGUGUUGUGAACUUUGAAGUGAACCGCGAUGGCCAGUUUAAGCCCAUUGUAGCUCAAGUUGAUGUAUCUGAUACUGAUACCAAUAUAAGUGGUCAUGCAUAUGAUUCCCAUUACGAUGAAGGGUCACUAUCUCAUGUUCUGGGCUUACGAAGAUCCAACCGUAGGAACAUUCAACCUGAACGUUACUUUGUUUCUGGUAACCUUUCCGAGAUAAAGGUUGGUAAUAUUCGAACCUGGCCAUACAAGAUCAAGAAAAGGAAAGAGGAUGAUGACGUGAGUUCUUGCCAGCAUAUUAUAGUGUACCAUAGGAAGAACGGAAAGAAGGAAUUAAAGUCUGCUAAGUCUGCUGAGACCAAUCAAAAUGAACAUCAAACUCAACUUGAUAGCUAUCCUCGUCUAGAAGAGAGAGAUUCUUUAGCCCUUGAACAUCCUCUUCUCAAUGACAAAAUUACUAGAAGUAAUGCAAAUCACAGCAACCCUGAUCAUAAGAGGAAGAGAUUGUUAGAUCUGGAUGACGAUGAAGGUUCUGAUCCUGAGGGGAAAGAAUUAAAUUUCAACGUAAGUUCCAAUAAAGGAAAUGAUAGAAGCUUAAAUGCAACGGCCUACAAGGAAAUGAUAGAUUCAUACUUAAAGGAUAUUAAUAGAACUCCAAUGGAAGAAGAACCAACUGUAAUGAACCUGUGGAAGAAAAUAAGCAACUUGGAGCAGAAGAAGAAAGCAGAAAUACCUCAAAGAGAAGAAGAGAAACAAAUCUCUGAGAUGGAUAUCCUGUGGAGAGAAAUGGAAAUGGCGUUGACAUCAUGUCAUAUUGAAGAAGGUUCAAAUGGUGCCAAUUUUGCUGAGGUUUCGGAAGAAUCUGAUCACACUUGUCAACAUGAUUACAGAUUGUACGAAGAAAUUGGAGUUUACUGCUUCAAAUGUGGCUUUGUGAAAACCGAGAUAAAGUAUGUCACGCCACCCUUUGUAAGUUCAGAACAAAACUUGAAAUGUGUGGUUUGA